AUGUCUGUUCCAAGUCCAAUUAUAGUUCUUGUGGGCGGUGGUCAUGCAGCUGGAAAACAUACAGCUAAUAAACUCCUCGUAGAAGGACUUAACGGUAGGGGCAUCACUGAUUCACACCCAGUACAUUCGAUCAAUAUGGAUGAUUACGUUAAGAAAUCUGAUGGUGAUUCUUGUAAGAACAAGCCUUCGCGUUUUGAUUUCGCUAAGUUGAAGACCGAUAUUUUCGAGCUUCCUCUGAAUAGUAUAGUUAUUGUUAUUGGACUCUAUGCACUCUACGACAAAGAUCUUAGAAGUGUAGCACAGAUUAAAGUGUUCAUUGAUAGUGAUCCAGACACGAGGCUAAUCCGUUGGAUUAAAAGAGACAUAGUAAAUGAGGACCCUAACAGUGACCCCUCUCUCUCCACCACUUCAAAUUUGGAAACUGUAUUGAAUUUGUAUAUAAAUGGAGCUAGAACUGAAAUGACAGACUAUAUAUUUCCUACUAAAGAAUUCGCAGAUGUCAUUUUGCCGAGAGGAGUUGAGCAUCAGUCAGUCAACUUGUUGAUCGAUGGGAUCCAGCCAUUAUUGAAUAUCAAACCGACUCAUGGCAUAACGAGAAAUAUUCUUAGACCGAAGACCUUCAGAAAAGAAAAAUUUGAUAAUGAAAAGGGAAAAUUCUACGAACUUAAUUAA
Messenger RNA from Dujonia railenensis, 672 nucleotides. The record is from the annotation of a GenBank genome assembly. NCBI's taxonomy places the organism in Eukaryota, Fungi, Ascomycota, Pichiomycetes, Serinales, Debaryomycetaceae.